Molecule: messenger RNA, 3911 nt
Organism: Drosophila busckii
Lineage: Eukaryota; Metazoa; Arthropoda; Insecta; Diptera; Drosophilidae
Product: probable multidrug resistance-associated protein lethal(2)03659
Exons: 5
Coding region: 1-3783 (1260 amino acids)
Biological process (GO): transmembrane transport
Cellular component (GO): membrane
Molecular function (GO): ABC-type transporter activity; ATP binding; ATP hydrolysis activity
Source: RefSeq, a predicted model, not a curated record
AUGCGUCAAAUAUUUAGCAAGGGACGCACUGAGACCUUGGACAUCAAUGGGCUUUAUGCUCAUUUGCCCAGUUUUGAUAGCGAGCGACUAACAUCGGAGCUACAAGAGCCCUGGGAACGCGAAUCCCAACGUAAACAACCGAAUAUACUGCAUCUCAUCUUUAAGUUCUAUGGCUGCAAGUUUUUACCCAUUUGUGUGCUAUAUUCCAUAGUGGAAAUUACAAUACAUUCGUUUCAGCCCUUGUUCUUGGGUCGCUUAAUCUCUUAUUUUGCGGAGGGACAGACGAGCGUGAGCAAGGAGAGCGCCUAUUUGUAUGCCAUGGGCGUAGUGCUCUGCUCGCUGGUGACUUCGCUGCUGUUUCAUCCGUUCAUGUUCUACAUGUUCGACGUGGGCACCAAGAUACGCAUAGCCUGCGCCGGCCUGAUCUAUCGUCAGUGUCUGCGUGCUGCCAUUAAUGCCAGCGAGGGUCUGGGCGCUGUGGCCAUAUCUGUGAUGUCCAUCGAUCUAACGCAGUUUGAUUUGAGCUUUUACUUUCUGCACGAUCUGUGGAAGGGACCUGUGGAGGCGUGCAUCUUUGGCUACAUAAUGUACAGACAAGUGGGCUGGACAGCGUUGAUAGGCAUUGCAUUUAUAGUGCUGUUGAUACCGCUCCAGGCGUGGGCAGCGCAGGCAGCGGCAAAGUAUCGCAGUCGUUCGUCGGAGCAGCGCGACAAGCGCGUGCAGCUAAUGCAGGAAAUUAUCGAUGCCAUGCAGGUGAUCAAGAUGUAUGCCUGGGAGCAGUGUUUUGUUAAGCUGGUGGAAGCGGUGCGGCAAAGUGAAGUUAAAGCGAUUAGAGGCUCCAUGAGCAUCUAUGCAGCGCUGCAAUGCACCAAUAUGAUAUCCAAGGUAUCGUUAUUUCUAAGUCUUGUAGCUUAUGUCUAUACAGGCGAUGUGGUUACAGCGCAAAAAGUAUUUGUGCUCUCCAGCUAUUAUAGUUUGCUCAAUGAUUCCUUGCUGCACUUUUGGCCACUGGCUAUAACAACCUGGGCACAGACUGUAGUAAGCGCCAGACGCGUGCUGCAGUUUCUGCAGCAAACACAGCAGCCCAGAAGGAAGAGCGCCUAUGAUAAUCCAGCGUUUGAACUGGAAGACAAGCCCAAGCAGCAGCUACAACCGGUGGCGCCAACUGUGCGUUGCUCGCACAUUAGCGCCAGCUGGCAAAAGUCCACGCCACGCAGCAUGCAGCUGUCCAACAUAAGCUUUGAGCUGCAGCCGGCGCAGCUGGUUGGCAUUGUGGGCGCAGUGGGCGCUGGCAAGAGCAGCUUGUUGCAUGUGCUGCUGGGCGAGCUGCCGCUGCUGCAGGGACAACUGCAACUGACUGGCAAGCUAAGCUAUGCACCGCAGCAGCCCUGGAUCUUUCAGGGCAGCAUACGUGACAAUAUUGUGUUUGUGGAGCGCUACGAUGAGUGGCGCUAUCGCGCUGUGUUGCAAGCGUGUCAGCUGCAACGCGAUUUGCUGCUUUGGCCGCAGGGCGAUGCUACAAUGCUGGGCGAGCGUGGCAUAAAUCUGAGUGGUGGGCAGAAGGCGCGCAUAAGUUUGGCACGCGCUGUUUAUCGCGAGGCGGACAUUUAUUUGUUUGAUGAUCCUUUGGCUGCGGUGGAUGCGCAGGUGGGCAAGCUGCUGAUGGAGCAAUGUCUGCAGCGCUUUCUUGCUGGCAAGCUGCGCAUUCUGGUAACGCAUCAUGUGCAGUUGCUGCAGACAGCGGAUCAGUUGCUGCUGCUCGAAGCUGGACAGCUUAGCCAGCAAGGCAGCUACGCGGAGCUGCAGCAUUUGCUGCUCAAGCAUGCAGCGCCAGAGGCAGCAGCUGCACGUCUGAGUUUGCAAGCGGAGCGGCAUUCCAAGCGUGAAAGUCUCUCAGCGCAGCUGUCGGCAGCAGCGGAGCAGGAGCAACUGCAUGAAGCGCAGUUGCAGGAGUCGCAAGCUCAGGGCGCUGUUAGCUGGGCUACCUAUAGCGCCUAUUUCCAAGCUUUAGGUGCUGCUGGCUUUACUAGCGCUUUGCUAGUGCUCGCCUUGUUUGUGCUCGCGCGUGCCUGUCAAGCGCUCAUGGACAUUUUUAUAUCGCGCUGGGCCACCUUUGAGGAGCAACAGCUGCAUGAUUCAGAGCGCACACGCCGCCGCAUGCUCAUCUGGUAUACGCUGCUGCUGCUCGGCACUUUGGCUUUGUAUCUGCUGCGCACCUUUGGCUUCUUCAUGCUCUGUCUGCGCAUCUCGCUGAGAUUGCACAACUUGCUCUUUGCUGGCAUCAUACGCGCUCGCAUGCGUUUCUUCAAUGAGAAUCCUUCGGGUCGCGUGCUCAAUCGUUUUGCCAGCGAUAUUGAAAAUGUGGACGUGGCACUGCCGCAGGCUUUGAUGGAUUCACUGCAGUUUCUGGUGGAUGUUAUAGCUGUGCUAAUUAUUGUAGCCAUAGCCAACUAUUGGCUGCUCAUACCCGCGGCCAUUAUGGCGCUGCUCAUGUUUCUCUGCCGCUCCUACUACAUAGGCGCCAGUCGUAGUCUGAAACGCAUCGAAAGCUUAACACGCAGUCCAGUCUACUCGCAUACGAAUCAAACUUUCAAUGGACUCACCACCAUACGCGCCUUGCAGGCAACGCAGCAGCUGGAGCAAACUUUCCAUGCGCAUCAGAACCUCAACACCAGCGCUUUGUUUCUUUAUACGAGCGCCAAUCGCGCGUUUUCCUUCUGGACUGAUCUCAUUUGCGGGCUUUAUAUUUUAGCUGUCACAUUCAGUUUUCUGGUAGUGAAUCAACAUUUCAGCAGCGGCGAUGUGGGCUUGGCUAUAACACAGUCUAUAACUUUGGUUAUUAUGUGCCAAUGGGGCAUGCGUCAAACUGCAGAGAUGGAGAAUAAAAUGACAAGCGUGGAGCGCAUACUGGAGUAUGCACAAACGCCCAGCGAAGCAGCGCUGGAGACAACAAAGCAGCUGCAGCUCUGCGAGCAUUGGCCUGAGUCGGGACACAUGCGUUUCCAAGAGCUGCGCAUGCGCUACACGCCGGAGCAGGAUUACAUACUAAGAGGCUUGAGCUUUGAGCUGCAGCCUACAGAAAAAGUGGGCAUAGUGGGACGCACUGGCGCAGGGAAAUCCUCCAUUAUACAAGCCAUAUUUAGACUGGCUGUCAAUGAGGGUCUCAUUGAAAUUGAUGGCCAGAACAUAGCGCACUUGGGUCUGCAGCAGCUGCGCAGUCAUAUAUCCAUAAUACCGCAGGAUCCGGUGCUGUUCUCAGGCAGUCUACGCUUCAACUUGGAUCCACUGCAGCAACGCACUGAUGAGCAAAUCUGGCAGGCACUACAAGCGGUAAAGCUGCAGCAAUAUGUGUCCAGCUUAGCAGGCGGCUUGGACUGUCAAUUUCAAGAUGGCAACGGUCCGUUUAGCAUAGGACAGAAGCAGCUUGUUUGCCUGGCCAGAGCUAUAGUGCGUGGCAAUCGCAUUAUCAUUAUGGACGAAGCUACAGCCAAUGUGGAUGCGGACACCGAUCAAUUGAUACAGCAGACCAUGCGCACUACCUUUGCUCAUUGCACAGUUCUUACCAUUGCCCAUAGACUGCAUACGGUGAUGGAUUAUGAUCGCAUUCUGGUCAUGGAUGCGGGACAAAUUGUAGAGUUUGGUGCGCCGCAUCAAUUGCUGCAGAAUCCGCUGGGUGCGCUGCUCAAGCUGGUUAAUCAAAACGAUAACUCCACGGUGCAAUAUCUGAAACGCAUUGCAGCUGACAGCGCCUUGAAGAAGAUUAAGGAAGUGCAGGAAGAUUAAAGUUUAUAGCUACAUAUUUUAAGAAUGGAUCUCAAAAGAGCGUGUGGGAAAUUGCUGCUCAGAACUUUAAGCAAUUUGUAUUUUAUUUCAAAGUAUUCGAAACCAUUUAUCACUCAGAUUAGCGCUUA